Molecule: messenger RNA, 2967 nt
Organism: Myripristis murdjan (pinecone soldierfish)
Lineage: Eukaryota; Metazoa; Chordata; Actinopteri; Holocentriformes; Holocentridae
Gene: itih2
Product: inter-alpha-trypsin inhibitor heavy chain 2
Exons: 21
Coding region: 1-2817 (938 amino acids)
Biological process (GO): hyaluronan metabolic process
Molecular function (GO): serine-type endopeptidase inhibitor activity
Source: RefSeq, a predicted model, not a curated record
AUGAGGCGACUACCGCUGCUGCUUUUGGGGCUGCUUCUCCUCCACCAGAGCCACUGCUUUGAGUUUGUCAUCGAUGGAGAAUGGGAGGGAGAGCCGUCAGGUCUGCAGGAUCAUCAGGAAAGGAACAGGAGAGCGAUAUUGACCAGUGAGGAGCAGGAAGACUUUGAGGCUAUCCGGGGAGAGGACAUUACUGUUAAGAGCUACAAGGUCGAGAGUCGCAUCACCUCACGCUUUGCCCACACCACUGUCAGGAGCUCGGUGGUCAACUCUGGCUCCAAAGCCCAGAGCAUCGGCUUCAAUGUCCAGAUCCCCAAACGAGCAUUCAUCACCAACUUCACCAUGAACGUGAAUGGGAUAACAUUUGUUGGCUCGGUGAAAGAGAAAACCGUUGCCAGAAAUCUGUAUGCCCAGGCCAGGGCCAGAGGCAAGGCAGCAGGCAUUGUCAGGGCUAAUUCCCAGGACAUGGAGACCUUUAAGACAGAAGUCCACGUUCCCCCUGGCAGUAACAUUGAGUUUGAGCUCCACUACCAGGAAAUGAUGCACAGGAAACUGAGUUCCUAUGAGCACACACUGCACCUGCAGCCUGGAAGACUGGUGCCACAGUUCCAGGUGGAUGUAUACAUCUAUGAGCCAAAGGGCAUUUCCAUGGUAGAAACACCAAACACCCUUGGGGAUCAGUUCAAUGAACUGAUCAAAAAGACUUUCACCAAAGAUAAGGCUCAUAUCGUCUUUAAGCCCACUGUACAGCAGCAAAAGAAGUGUGACAACUGCACUACCAGUGCUAUAGAUGGCAUCUUCACUGUUAAAUACGAUGUAGAGAGAGACAGCAACGCUGGGGAGCUACAGGUGUCUGAUGGCCACUUCGUCCAUUUCUUUGCACCAUCCAACCUCACACCCCUUCCCAAAAACAUUGUAUUUGUCAUCGAUGUCAGUGGUUCGAUGUGGGGAGUCAAGAUGAAGCAGACUGUGGAGGCUAUGCAGGCUAUUUUAGAUGACCUGACAAUAGACGACCACUUCAGCAUCAUCGAUUUUAACCAUAAUGUGCGCUGCUGGAGUGAAGAGCUAGUUCCUGGCUCCUCCAUCCAAAUCGGAGAGGCCAAAAAAUACAUCCAGAACAUCAAACCAAAUGGAGGAACUAACAUCAAUGAGGCACUGAUGAGGGCAGUGCAGAUGCUGCUGAAGGCAUCCAAUCAAGGGAUGAUCGACCCUCGCUCUGUCUCCAUGAUCAUUCUGGUGUCUGAUGGAGAUCCUACUGUUGGAGAGAUUAAGCUCAGCACCAUCCAGAAAAAUGUGAAGCGGGUGAUGAGGGAGGAGUUUUCGCUCUUCUCACUGGGCAUCGGCUUUGACGUAGACUAUGACUUCCUGGAACGUAUCGCCAUGGAGAACAGAGGCGUGGCCCAGAGGAUCUACGCCAAUCAUGAUGCUGCAGAACAGUUACGGACGUUUUACAGCCAGGUUUCCUCCCCUCUGCUGAGGAGGAUCAAUAUUCAGUUCCCUGAUGACAUGGUGUCAGACGUCACCCAGAACCGCUUCGACAAAUUUUUCGGCGGUUCUGAGCUGGUGGUGGCUGGCAAGGUGCUGCCGUCUGACAGCAACAUCCUGAGCAGCAUUACUACAGCGUCUGCUGCUCGUCUGGAUCUCUCCCUGGAGACGGAAGCCGACACCAUGGAUUUGGACACAGAGCUGGCCAAGCAGCAGCACUCCUUCACGGGCUUCGCCAGACAGAUGUGGGCCUACAUCACUGUCAACCAGCUGUUAGCAGAGAGGUCUGUGGCUCCGACAGCUGCCAAAAAGAGGAAGAUCACCCAGAGGAUCCUGUCUCUGGCCGUGGAGCACCAGUUUGUUACUCCUUUCACCGCUCUGCUGGUGGAGAGUGACGACGCCAGUGAGAGGCUGCUGGCCGACUCCCCGAAGGACCCCAGACGAGGCUGCUGCUCAGGAACAGGAGCAUCGGCGUCUCUUAUGAAGCCUGUGGUGCCAGUCGUCUACCAGGCUCCACCCUGGGUCCAGAUUACCACUCCUGCUACCCCCAGACAGGCUACGGGGGCCCUGCCUGAGCACAUCACUAUAGUGGAGAACGACCCUCACUUCAUCGUCCACCUGCCCAGGAACCAGAUGGACGUCUGCUUCAACAUCGACUCCCAGCCUGGGCACAUUCUCAACCUGGUGUCCGACCGUGGAACAGGCGUGGUGGUGAACGGCGAGCUGGUUGCCUCCAAGCGGGCGCAGAGGAACAAACUCAACACCUACUUUGGCACCAUCUCAGUCUACUACCAGCCGGACGGCAUCGGCGUCACCGUCACCACCAACAGCAUCGGCUUGAUGGACGGCCACAACAACCAUUCCUUCACUUGGACCGCCACGGCUGACAUCACACAGGACGGGGUGAAAAUUUCCAUUGUGAAGAACUCCCACGUUAUGAUCACUAUAAAUGAUAAUAUCCAGGUGAUGGUGCUGCUUCACCGUGUGUGGAAAAAACAUCCUGUCAACGUGGACUUCCUCGGCAUCUACGUCCCCAGCGACAACAGCUACUCCUCUUUGGCCCACGGGCUCAUAGGCCAGUUUUCCACGGAGCCUGACGUGAACGUGUACGACAUCCACGAAGGAGCCGACCCCCUGAAGAAGGAGGCCACCAUGGAGGUGAAAGGCAACAGGCUGGUUGUCACGAGGGGCUGGCAAAAGGACUACAGACGCGAUAAGAAGCGCGGCUCCGACGUCUACUGCUGGUUCAUACACAACAGUGGGAAAGGCUUCAUCGACGGCCACUACACCGACUACAUCGUCCCGCAUCUCAACAGCUUCCUCCCAGAACUCUAGACCACGGCGAGGCUCGCACGACCCAGGAAGUGGGAUUGGUAGAAGCAAAACACAAAUUAACCGGUGCCAUGUGCUGCUAUUAGUUUCUGGGUCAGUAAAGCCUUAAUGAAAUAUUGUAAGGGGUGAGUUAUGAAAAAAACAAAAAAACAA